ACAUUCAGACCAGGAUAGAGGAGAUGGAUCACUUAAAUAUAUCCUUUCAGGAGAUGGAGCAGGAGAUCUCUUCAUUAUCAAUGAAAACACAGGUGACAUACAGGCCACCAAGAGGCUGGACAGGGAAGAAAAACCCGUUUACAUCCUUCGAGCUCAAGCUAUAAACAGAAAGACAGGUAGACCUGUGGAGCCCGAGUCUGAAUUCAUCAUCAAAAUUCAUGACAUCAACGACAACGAACCAAUAUUCACUAAGGAGGUUUACACAGCCACUGUCCCCGAAAUGUCUGAUGUCGGCACAUUUGUUGUCCAAGUCACUGCAACUGAUGCUGAUGAUCCAACGUAUGGGAACAGUGCUAAAGUUGUCUAUAGUAUCCUACAGGGACAGCCCUAUUUUUCAGUUGAAUCAGAAACAGGUAUCAUCAAGACAGCUUUGCUCAACAUGGAUCGAGAAAACAGGGAGCAGUACCAAGUGGUGAUUCAAGCAAAGGACAUGGGCGGCCAGAUGGGAGGAUUAUCUGGGACCACCACAGUGAACAUCACGCUGACUGAUGUCAAUGACAAUCCUCCCCGAUUCUCCCAGAGUACAUACCAGUUUAAAACCCCUGAAUCUUCUCCACCGGGUACACCAGUUGGCAGGAUCAAAGCCAGUGACGCUGAUGUGGGAGAAAAUGCUGAAAUAGAGUACAGCAUCACAGAUGGUGAGGGGCUGGACAUGUUUGAUGUCAUCACUGACCAGGAAACCCAGGAAGGGAUCAUAACUGUCAAAAAGCUCUUGGACUUUGAAAAGAAGAAAGUGUACACCCUCAAAGUGGAAGCCUCUAAUCCUCACGUUGAGCCCCGAUUUCUCUACCUGGGUCCAUUCAAAGAUUCAGCCACGGUUAGAAUCGUGGUAGAGGAUGUAGAUGAGCCUCCUGUCUUCAGCAAACUGGCCUACAUCCUGCAAAUAAGAGAAGAUGCUCAGAUAAACACGACAAUAGGCUCCGUCACAGCACAAGAUCCAGAUGCUGCCAGGAAUCCUGUCAAGUAUUCUGUCGAUCGACACACAGAUAUGGACAGAAUAUUCAACAUUGAUUCUGGAAAUGGUUCGAUUUUUACAUCGAAACUUCUUGACCGAGAAACACUGCUAUGGCACAACAUUACAGUGAUAGCGACAGAAAUUAAUAAUCCAAAGCAAAGUAGCCGAGUACCUCUAUAUAUUAAAGUUCUAGAUGUUAAUGACAACGCCCCAGAAUUUGCUGAGUUCUAUGAAACCUUUGUCUGUGAAAAAGCAAAGGCAGAUCAGUUGAUUCAGACCCUACACGCUGUUGACAAGGACGACCCUUACAGUGGGCACCGAUUCUCAUUCUCUUUGGCCCCUGAAGCAGCCAGUGGCUCAAACUUCAGCAUUCAAGACAACAAAGACAACACGGCGGGCAUCUUAACUCGGAAAAAUGGCUAUAAUAGACACGAGAUGAGCACCUAUCUCCUGCCUGUGGUCAUUUCAGACAACGACUACCCAGUCCAAAGCAGCACUGGGACAGUGACUGUCCGUGUCUGUGCAUGUGACCACCACGGGAACAUGCAGUCCUGCCAUGCGGAGGCCCUCAUCCACCCCACGGGCCUGAGCACGGGGGCCCUGGUUGCCAUCCUUCUGUGCAUCAUGAUCCUACUAGUGACGGUGGUGUUGUUUGCAGCUCUGAGGCGGCAGCGAAAAAAAGAGCCUUUGAUCAUUUCCAAAGAGGACAUCAGAGAUAACAUUGUCAGCUACAACGAUGAGGGUGGCGGAGAGGAGGACACCCAGGCCUUUGAUAUCGGCACCCUGAGGAAUCCCGAAGCCAUGGAAGACAGCAAACUACGCAGGGACAUUGUGCCCGAAGCCCUUUUUCUACCCCGACGGACUCCAGCAGCUCGCGACAACACCGAUGUCAGAGAUUUCAUUAACCAAAGGUUGAAGGAAAAUGACACAGACCCCACGGCCCCGCCUUACGACUCCUUGGCCACCUACGCCUACGAAGGCACUGGCUCGGUGGCCGAUUCCCUGAGCUCGCUGGAGUCGGUGACCACGGAUGGAGACCAAGACUAUGACUACCUUAGUGACUGGGGACCUCGGUUCAAAAAGCUCGCAGACAUGUACGGAGGGGUGGACAGUGACAAAGACUCCUAAUCUGUUGCCUUUUUCACUUUCCGAUACGACACUGAAGUGUGUGAAGUGGCUGUUUCUUUAUAUUUAUCCACUGCUCCGUGAAGGGUUCUCUGUCCCACCCGUUCCAAAAGCCAAUGGCUGCCACCCAUGCGGAUCAAAUGUUAGAGACUUUUUUCUAGUACACUUUUAUGAGCUUCUAAGAGGCAAAUUUUUAUUUUUUAGUGCAUCCAGUUAACCAAGUCAGCCAAUAGGCACGGGCUGGGGGAGAGGACAGAGAGCAGGAUUUUCACUUUUCUCUUAGGGCAGGUUGGGGACAUGUUCAUUUCUACUGUCCUGGUACCUUCCUACCCUCCAUUGACUCAGGUCAGCUGGCUGCUCUAACUGCCCAUUUCACAUGCUAAUGGCAUACGGGAUUGUGCUUUAAUGACAGAAAUAUAAUUGUAGGAAGAGAAACAGGCUGUAUCUGCUCACAAGGAGAUAAACUAUAUAGGGUGUGUGUUUGUAUCACAAAGAAUUUAAAAUGACAUUUUUCCAUCCUGUUUGUUUUCAAGAACUUUUUCUGCCACAUUCAAAACAUCAAAUCCACCAACGUUUUCAGAUUCUUGUUCCUCUUAAGGAAGAGAAGCAAGUUAAAGGGCAACAUUCAAAAACAACAACAAAAAAAAAAACCUGAAGACUUCAUUCUUCACCACUAAUUCAUAAUUUGUUAUAUAUUAGACAUGCAAAAGUUUGCUUUCGUACCAUAUAAAGGAAAAGGGAAAAUAGCUAAUAAUGUUAUCAGAAGAAAUAUUUAACACAUUUUAAAGUUCGGGUCACCAAAUAUAUCACAAAUCACUUGAAAUUCUGUCAACCAUCAUUAGGCUAAUGACAAAAAGUCUAAUUGUUGAAAAGUUCGUGAAAGAAUUCUGAGACAAAUUUUAACUCCUUGUCUGUAGUUGCCAUCAGUAUUAUUCUACUAUACUUGAAAGUAGCAGUGUGAAGUACAAUAAUCCAUAUUCUUCAGAUACUUCUGAUACAAUUCGGUUGAGCUAAUAAAGUUAGAUUAAAUAAAA
Galeopterus variegatus (Sunda flying lemur) is the source of this 3174-nucleotide messenger RNA. It is a transcript of the gene CDH6, whose product is annotated as cadherin 6, type 2, K-cadherin (fetal kidney). Gene Ontology annotation, biological process: cell-cell junction assembly; calcium-dependent cell-cell adhesion; homophilic cell-cell adhesion. Gene Ontology annotation, cellular component: adherens junction; catenin complex; plasma membrane. Gene Ontology annotation, molecular function: cadherin binding; calcium ion binding. Lineage: Eukaryota; Metazoa; Chordata; Mammalia; Dermoptera; Cynocephalidae. The coding region runs from base 281 to 2143 and encodes 620 amino acids. The transcript is spliced from 10 exons. The record is from RefSeq and is a predicted model, not a curated record.